CCGGAGCCCAGCGCGCCGCCCCGGCACAGGGGUAUCCGCAGAUCCACUGUCCCGGCGGGAAAAGUGAGGUCAAAACAAACUGAUAGAGCAAGACUUCCUGCUGAUCUCAUUUCAUCAAUCCCAGCCCUCUGCUCUAGAGGUUCUGAACUCUGUGCCUGAGGAAGCUGACAGAUUGUCUGAAGAGAAACUUGUCUCAGAGACCCUACGUCCUUGGAAGAUGCAGAGCCUCAGGCCUGAGCAGAUUCGGGGGCUGCUGGAGCCGGAGAGGACCAAGAUGCUGCUGCCCUGGGAGAGCAGGACCUGGGAGAAGCGCAUCACCUCCACCAAAGACUGGGUGGCUGUGGAGGUUGAGGCUGCCAGCUGUGACAGUGAUGAGAAAGGUCUUUCUUCUCAAGAGCCUGGACUGGCCCAGGAGUGGAACCCGGUGGAAGGAGAUGAAGAAUCUGAGGACUCGCAGGGCUUUUUGGAGUGGUCGAAAGCUCCGCAACAAACGACAAUAGUCUUGGUAGUGUGUGUCCUGUUUUUGUUCCUGGUUUUAACGGGGAUGCCUAUGAUGUUCCACAUUUAGCUAUAGUGGUGGCAAUUGUCCUGAAAUAGAUGUCCUGUUUCUUGUUAAGGAAAUGUCUUGGUUCAAAAUCAGGAAUAGGUAUUGGAUAUUAGCAAAUGCCUUUCAAACAUUCAUCAAGAUGAUUUUUUUUUGAUAUUUAAUCUUCUGGUGUGAGGUUUUGCAUUACUGUAUUUCACUGAACUUAAAACAUUGUUGAUUGUAAAAUACAUAUUAUUUUAUAUACUACUGAAAAAGGAAAACAUGCCACGUCGUUGUCAGAUGCCACCAACUGGAAGAUGCCUCCUGACUUUAGAGAUUAUGGAAAAAUGAGCAAUUUGGGAUUGAUGAAAUCUGUGGAUUUCUUAAUAUCAAAUCAUCUUUGUAGACUUGGGAUUGUGGUGCAAUCCUGGCCCUUGGGAUCGUGGUGCAAUCCUGGCUCUUGGGAUUGUGGUGCAAUUCUGACCCUGGAUUAUAUGUCUUGAUAUUUUAUGUAUGAUUCUUGCCUCUAUCUUCAUACGUAAGAUUGGUGCUAUCUUUGUCAAGUUUUGGUAACAUGGUGAGUGAGGCUUGCAUCAUAGAAGGACAUGACAUUUACUGUUGUCUAAACUUUAGAAUAGUUUCUGUAGCUUAAGAAUUAACACUUCCUUGACAUUUUUGAAAGAAUUCGCUAAUAAAGGAAUCAGGACCUAGAGCUACAGGGGAAAGUUUCAGCUAAAUUCUUGGGUGACUUUUUCAGUUUCUUCCCAUGUUAUCAGUUUAUGAAUACUUUUAUACUUCAUUCAUUUUGAUGAUUUGUAGUGGUUUUUAUGCCCUAGGAAAUUCUUUAUUCCAUUGAAAAUUUCAGACUUUAGUUUAAUUAUGAAUACUAUUCUAUAAUUAACCAAAAAACUUCUCUUUAUUUUGUUCCAACCACUGUCUUCCUUUCGACUUCUGUUUGUGGUUUACCCAUUAUUAGAUUUGUCAAAGUUUUACCUUGUCUAUGAUUUCUUUUCCAAAGAACUAGAAUUGGGAUUUAUUUGUAUCCAUGUUUUGCUAGUUUGUGAUUUGUUUUCCAUGGA
Nyctereutes procyonoides (raccoon dog) is the source of this 1605-nucleotide messenger RNA. It is a transcript of the gene SMIM17, whose product is annotated as small integral membrane protein 17. The record is from RefSeq and is a predicted model, not a curated record. The transcript is spliced from 5 exons. Bases 218 to 568 code for a protein of 116 amino acids. NCBI's taxonomy places the organism in Eukaryota, Metazoa, Chordata, Mammalia, Carnivora, Canidae.